CAUAACACAGUAAUGAAGUAACGCCUAGCGAAUAUUCGAACUACUGCAGUCGUUUGUUGAUGUUGAUCGCAUAUUCGAGAUGCUGAUGGAUGUUUGAAAGUUAAAUCUAUCAGAUCACAUUGUUGUGCGCACUUCAUCUAGUGGAAGUGUGCAUUGAAGUCAACUUUUUCGACUUUGAAGAAGGAAACCAUUCCAGGAUUUUGGAUUCAGAGCCGUUGGCGAUCCAAUCAGCUGAAAACUGCGAUCGCAGCUGUUUAGAAAAUAGUGGAUCGCAAAGCUACUGUUUGAUGAGAAAAUAAUUUAUUUUCAAAGAUGAAACGAGAGGACCAAGAGUUGUUAGAGCGGGCUGAGGAGAAAGAGAAUAACGAAGAAAAACCUGAAAAUGAAAGUCAUAAACAAGACGAUUUCUUCGAAGAUGAAUUUGACAGGGAGUUCUGGGUGAAGGUUCGUCAGAAGCAGAGUGAAGGACUGUCUUGGAGCAGUGCUAUGAAUGAAGUACGAGUUCAAAGACUAAUCCAGAAAUACAAAGAUAAUGGGGAACUGGACAGUGAGGAUCCUGCACUUGUGAUGUUAAAAACUUGGCCAACAUCCAAAAGAUACAAAGACAAUCCUGAUAAACUACUAGGCCUUGAGCAGCUGAUUAGUAAGUUUUUGGUGAUUCUGUUGGAAAGUGAAUUGAACUCGGGCAACAGAUAUGAAACAUUCAGAGAUGCGGAUGACAAAACAGGAAAGACAUUGCUACAUUAUGCUGCACAACUUGGCUUUUUACAUGUCACCAAAACACUUGUGAAGAAAUGUCCAGGACUGCUUGCUUUGAAAACAAAAGCUCAGCUUAAGCCCGAGAAGAAAAGAGCCAUGUUACCAAUUGAAUUGGCAUUAAUAGCAGAGAAUGAUGAAGUGGCAGCAUAUAUGAUUAGAAUGAUGUGGCAUGAAAGAGUACAGAGCUUAUUUUCAUGGAGACCAGGAGACAUGACCAAUCCACAGCCAUCUUUCUUCAGUUUCAAGUCAAUUGUCAAGAAUCCCAAAAUGAAGAAAACUGUAGUGGCUGUACUUGACCAGAUGGUAAACCCUCACUGGCCACACCUCCCAAAGCGCAAGGACGAGUAUGAUAAUGAUGAUGAGGAAGAAGGAAUUGAAGGGGCCUGGACCACCAUCCCUGAUGACCCACUGGACUAUCACUUUUAUUAUCAUAUUUUGGAUGGUGACGAGGGAGGACGACCUCCAAAGAUUGUGUCAUCUGAAGGACUUAAGCAGACAGACAAUGAAUAUUUUAAUCUGAGGGACAAGUCGUGUUUGCAUUUGAUUGCUAUGAGUAACAAUAAGGAGGCUCUGCAACAUCCUGUUGUCAGAAUGUUGAUAAAGACAAAAUGGAACCGUUUUGGACAUUGGUUUCUCAGUGUUCAUGCAGCAUUGUAUGUGAUCUUCUUGCUGUUCUUGUCCUAUUCCUUGAUUUAUGGCUCCACCAAGCUGGACCCCACCCAAUACAGGGGUGCUGCUGAUUCACUACGAGGAAUUUGUGAGGUUGUUACCCUUUUCAUGGUUGUCUUCUACAUCUGUGAAGAAAUCAAUCAAAUGAGAAAAGAGCGACACUCCUACUUUAAAGAAUGGAUGAAUCUGUUUGACUGGUUAGGCCUGGUGUUGAUCUUGUGUAUAAUACCUUUACGGUACACUGAUAACAAAGCACAGUGGAAGGUGGCUUCUUUGGCUUUCUUGUUCAACUUCCUUAGGAUAUUUAAAUUUUCUUGUGUAACAAGGACCACAGGGUUGUACACAAAGACUUUGGCCAAGAUUAUUCAGCGAGACGUGACGAGAUUUAUGGCAGUUUUUGUCGUGGUAUUUCUUUCCUUCUGUGGAGCGUUGUUUUUGUCUGUGCAGUCUUCCAAGCAAAAUCAACAAUUCAGGGGUUUUGAAGACGUCUUGUUGAGCGGAUUUCGUGCACUUUCAGAACAGCAACCGAUUGCAGAAGAUUACUCGACUUUCAACUGGCUGUCGAUUCUGUUGAUGUUAUCGUACAUGGGAACAGUGAUUGUGAUUCUGCUCAACAUUCUCAUUGCCCAGAUGAGUACGACCUACACACAGGCCAAGAAAGUCGCUCGUCUGGAAUAUGAUGUGGAUCGUAUUUCACUGCUCACUCGCAUGGAGAGAUUUCCUUUUCUGAAUCUGCGCGUAAAGCAUUACAAAGAGGGAGACUGGAUCAGUGAAAUGAAACUCGCUAAAGAAUUGCUAGAAUUCACUGAAGAUCGUCAUCACUGGGAGUCAGUGGAAGAGAAGCUUGAUGCGAUCAGGGAUAUGAUGAGAAAGAUGGUCAAGCAGAUGAGGCCUGAUAGAGAACAGAGGGCUGUCAGUCGAGAUAUCUCUGAGUGAAAUCUUCCGUAACGCUUUCAGUUCAAUGUAUAAAGUAACGUUUUACGUCGAACGCUAUUAGACGUGAAAAUACGGAGUCAUAAAUGAUAGCCAGAGUUGUUUUUGCUUGAUUUAUAAUACACAUAUCAAAGGAAACAAAACGAACUAUUACAGUAAAGUCAAACAAACGAACUUUGAGGAACUUGUAAAGCACAUAUUUAUAAUCUCAGAACAUAGAUGUAUUUUAAAUUUUAUUUGCAUAUCUAUACAAAGAGCACUGCUAGUAAUAAUAAACUGGUAUAUUGCAUCUUAAUUUAUAUUUAGUGAAUAUAUUUUAUAACUUAUCUACCAUGGUAUGUAUCCAGAAAAGUUAAAUUGUCUAACAGGUUGUCACAUAUACAUAUAUCGAGGUACCUAAAAAUACUGGA
Messenger RNA from Pocillopora verrucosa, 2771 nucleotides. RefSeq lists its product as uncharacterized. The record is from RefSeq and is a predicted model, not a curated record. Gene Ontology annotation, biological process: calcium ion import across plasma membrane. Gene Ontology annotation, cellular component: plasma membrane. Gene Ontology annotation, molecular function: calcium channel activity. NCBI's taxonomy places the organism in Eukaryota, Metazoa, Cnidaria, Anthozoa, Scleractinia, Pocilloporidae.